Chionomys nivalis (European snow vole) is the source of this 4185-nucleotide messenger RNA. It is a transcript of the gene Dgcr8, whose product is annotated as DGCR8 microprocessor complex subunit. Lineage: Eukaryota; Metazoa; Chordata; Mammalia; Rodentia; Cricetidae. The record is from RefSeq and is a predicted model, not a curated record. The transcript has 14 exons. Gene Ontology annotation, biological process: primary miRNA processing. Gene Ontology annotation, cellular component: microprocessor complex. Bases 408 to 2729 code for a protein of 773 amino acids. Gene Ontology annotation, molecular function: double-stranded RNA binding; primary miRNA binding; heme binding.
GCGGCAGCUGGUCUCAAGAGCCGAGAGCUUGCGAGGGCCUUGGCGGGUUGCGGCGGCGCCGGGGCGGUGAGGGUCGGCCGUCUGUGGUCGGGCUGCGGGCGGCUCGGGCAGGUCGCGGGCGCCACAGGUGGAAGAAGAAAGGUGCCACUUUGGCAUGAAGAUAGACUCACUUAGACGUCAAUCUUUUAAGCUGAGUGCAUUGUGAUUUCCAAUAAUUGAGGCAGUGGUUCUAAAAGCUGUCUACAUUAAUGAAAAGAGCAAUGUGGCCAGCUUGACUAAGCCGCCAGUGUGUGCAGCGCGGGCAGGACGCCACCGGGUCUCGACGGACUUGUGCAUGUUAGCAGUAUAGAUUUAUGUAAGGUGGUUUAAAACUCUGGUGUUUUAAAAUAGUCUUAACUGCUCAUAAUAUGGAGACAUAUGAGAGUCCCUCUCCUCUCCCGCGUGAGCCCGCAGGAGAAGCGAUGAUGGAGAACCGAGCUUGCCCCUUCCAAGUGCUGCCCCAUGAACAGUCUCCACCACCUCCCCUGCAAACGUCCAGUGAUGCAGAGGUAAUGGACGUUGGCUCUGGUGGUGAUGGACAGUCCGAACCUCCUGCCGAGGACCCUUUCAACUUCUACGGAGCUUCUCUUCUCUCCAAAGGAUCCUUCUCUAAGGGCCGCCUCCUCAUAGACCCGAACUGUAGUGGCCACAGCCCGCGCACUGCCCGGCACGCACCCGCAGUCCGGAAGUUCUCCCCUGACCUUAAGUUGCUUAAGGAUGUAAAGAUUAGUGUGAGCUUUACUGAGAGCUGUAGGAGUAAGGACAGGAAGGUGCUGUACACAGGAGUAGAACGCAGCACUCGGGCUGAAUGUAGCCUGCUCCUUAGUCCUGUCAGUGGGGACGUGCAUGCUUGUCCCUUUGGCGGGAGUGUUGGUAAUGGGGUAGGCCUAGGGGGUGAGAGUGCAGAUAAGAAGGAUGAGGAAAAUGAGCUGGAUCAGGAAAAGAGAGUGGAGUACGCAGUGCUCGAUGAGUUAGAAGAUUUUACUGACAAUUUGGAGCUAGAUGAAGAAGGAACAGGCGGGUUCACGGCUAAAGCAAUCGUUCAAAGAGACAGAGUGGAUGAAGAGGCCUUGAAUUUCUCCUAUGAGGAUGAAUUUGACAAUGAUGUGGAUGCUUUGCUAGAAGAAGGUCUUUGUGCUCCCAAAAAGAGGCGGAUGGAGGAAAAAUAUGGCGGAGACAGUGAUCAUCCAUCUGAUGGAGAGACAAGUGUGCAGCCAAUGAUGACCAAGAUUAAAACAGUGCUCAAGAGUCGUGGCCGUCCACCUACAGAACCAUUGCCUGAUGGAUGGAUCAUGACUUUUCAUAACUCUGGAGUUCCUGUAUACCUGCAUAGAGAGUCUCGAGUGGUCACCUGGUCCAGACCCUACUUCUUGGGAACGGGAAGCAUACGGAAACAUGAUCCUCCUCUAAGCAGUAUCCCCUGUCUGCAUUACAAGAAAAUGAAGGAUAAUGAGGAACGGGAGCAAAACUGUGAUCUCACACCCAGUGGGGAGGUGUCACCUGCCAAGCCCCUGGGUCGAUCUGCAGAGUUGGAUUUCCCUUUGGAAGAGCCUGACUCCAUGGGUGGAGACUUGGGGUCCUUGGAUGAGAAGGACCCACUGGGGGCUGAGGCAGCCCCUGGAGCCUUGGGACAAGUGAAAGCUAAAGUUGAGGUUUGCAAAGAUGAAUCAGUUGAUCUAGAAGAAUUUCGUACCUACCUGGAGAAGCGUUUUGACUUUGAGCAAGUAACUGUGAAAAAAUUUAGGACUUGGGCUGAGCGCCGCCAGUUCAACCGUGAGAUGAAGCGGAAGCAGGCAGAGUCAGAGAGGCCCAUUCUGCCAGCCAACCAGAAGCUCAUCACUUUAUCUGUGCAAGAUGCACCUACAAAGAAAGAGUUUGUCAUCAAUCCUAAUGGGAAAUCCGAGGUCUGCAUCCUGCACGAAUACAUGCAGCGUGUCCUCAAGGUCCGCCCUGUUUAUAAUUUCUUUGAAUGUGAGAAUCCAAGUGAGCCUUUUGGUGCCUCCGUGACCAUUGAUGGUGUGACUUACGGAUCUGGAACUGCAAGCAGCAAAAAACUUGCGAAGAAUAAAGCUGCCCGAGCCACACUGGAAAUUCUCAUCCCAGACUUUGUUAAACAGACCUCUGAGGAGAAGCCCAAAGACAGUGAGGAACUGGAGUAUUUUAACCACAUCAGUAUUGAGGAUUCACGAGUCUACGAACUGACCAGCAAGGCCGGACUGUUGUCUCCGUAUCAGAUCCUCCAUGAGUGCCUUAAAAGAAACCAUGGAAUGGGUGACACAUCCAUCAAGUUUGAAGUGGUUCCUGGGAAAAACCAGAAGAGCGAAUAUGUCAUGGCGUGUGGCAAACACACAGUGCGCGGGUGGUGUAAGAAUAAACGAGUUGGGAAACAAUUAGCCUCUCAGAAAAUCCUUCAGCUGCUGCACCCACAUGUCAAGAAUUGGGGGUCCUUACUGCGCAUGUAUGGCCGUGAGAGCAGCAAAAUGGUGAAGCAGGAGACCUCUGACAAGAGUGUGAUAGAGCUACAGCAGUAUGCCAAGAAGAACAGGCCCAACCUUCACAUCCUGAGCAAGCUGCAAGAGGAAAUGAAGAGGCUGGCUGCAGAGCGGGAGGAGACUCGGAAGAAGCCCAAGAUGUCAAUUGUAGCAUCUGCCCAGCCUGGUGGUGAGCCCUUGUGCACAGUGGAUGUAUGAGGUAGGCGGCAUGGGCCAACAGUGCUUCCCAGGAGACCAUUCAGCAACACAUCACUGCAGCACCAGGCCUCCAACCUAAGUUCCCUUCCUGUGGCAAUGUCUGGGCUUUGCUCUGACAUGCAGGGACAGCUGUGACCCUACAGCACACGUACAAAGAAGCAGUUCUUCUGGAAGCUGCUCUCAAUGUGACUUGAUAUAUUUAAGGAUCAGCUAUAAGUAACUGCACAAGUGGAAGCUGAUAGCCAGCUGUAGAUCCUGCUUGUACGUAUCUGCUGCAGACUGUUUUUAUGAAGGUUUCCAUGAAUUUUAGUACACUAUAUGCACUGACAAGAACUGAUACUUGGUGGAUAGAUGAGAUGACCAGGUUUUAUAGCUUUGGCUGGCCUAUGAUGCCAGGUAGUCCUUCUGCUCAUAGUUCCUUCUGGUGGAGCCACUGAGACCUGGUCAGAAGGUACAGGUAUCCUGUACUGUAGUAUUAACUGCUUUGUGUGUUUCCCAUUUUCCUCUGAAAAAGUUGUAACAGAAAUGGUGAUUUUAGGCUAUUUUGGCUUAAAAUAAAACAAAAUUUUAGCACCAGAACAGAGAUUGCACAGUGAAGAUACUGAACUGUCAAGAAUCUGAGUGUUAAUCUGAUUGGCUCUUGGGUUGCAGUCUACUUUUUGUGAUGAUGUCUUAAUGCCCUAAAAGGUGUCUUCUGGAUACCCAAGCUCUCCCACCUUCGAUAAACUCUAGCAAGUUUUUUACAUAGAUUUUUGCACAAUCAAGUCCAUCUCUGCUGAUCAAUUUUUUUAAAGCUUUUGAGAAUUUAGAAAGAAACUUUUACAGUGAGAAUAGAAGACUGGUUCAGAGUCAUGCGUUUCAACAGAUGGACUUGUGUAAAGGAAACAGGGCUGUCAGUGUAGCCCAUCACUGACCAAGAGCUGGCACUGCACAUAAGUAGUUUUGACUUCUCUGUAUUUAGGAGUGGCUGCUCUGUGCAGCCAGGCCUGAUGUCAGUUUUAGUUUUUGUCUACCCAUGCUCUCUGGCUAGUCAUGGAGAUGGGUAUUGAGUAGAGGUAUAUUGAGAGCCCUGUACCUGAAGAUAUAUGGUGUGUGUUGUCACAAAGAUGGGAUAACAGCUAUCCCAAUACUAUAUUUCUCCCCCCAUUACCUGUGUGCAGCAGUUAACUUCUGUGUUAAUCUAGGCAAAAAGAAUCCUCCAAAUCAAGGAGCACCUGAUUUCUUCUUUCUUGCCUCUGAUUCAUAGUUGUAAUCAGCCUUUUGACUGACUGUUGCCCUUAAAACAGAUUUGCUAUUGAGAAAGCCUUGAGCACAUGGGCAUGGUGAUCUCUCUAUAGUCCCAUUUGCCCAGGCAAUGUCUAACAGGUGCUGCCAUAACACUCCAGGUCUCCAGUGCCCUCCCCCUGUCUCUUAUAGGCAGGUGAAUUUUUAAAGUACAGCAGCCAUGCUACAAUGC